CCGCCUUGUUCAAUAGCCAUCAAAGAGCAAAGGCAGAAGCUUUUCUGUGACACCAUUUCCUUCACCAUUAAGGCAUUGGAAAAAAAAAAAAAAAAACAAAAGAACCUUUUUCUGUGACUGAAACUGAAAAGGAUCAGCCUUUUUUUUUUAUCUUGGUCAGAAAGAAGCUGUCUUCCAUGGCAAUCGAAGAGUCAAAAAACGAAAUGGGUAUUGAUGAAACUGGAGAUAGGGAUGAAGAAGAGAAAUGGGCCACUCACUAUUCAUCAAACCAUCAAAUACUGUUAGUUGGGGAAGGAGAUUUCUCUUUCUCUUUGAGUCUGGCAAAUGCUUUUGGCUCUGCUUCCAACAUUUGUGCUUCCUCUUUGGACUCCUAUGAUGUUUUGAUCAAGAAAUACAAGAAAGCAAAGUCAAAUUUGGAGAAUCUUGAGAAGCUAGGGGCAUCCUUACUAUAUAAAGUGGAUGCAACCAAAAUGAAGCUUCAUACUGACUUGGCGAAGCGAAAGUUUGAUCGAAUCAUCUUCAAUUUCCCUCAUGCAGGCUUUUAUGGAAAGGAAGAUAAUGUCCAUAUGAUUCAAAUGCAUGGGGACAUUGUGCAAGGUUUCUUUAGGAAUGCAAGAGGCAUGCUUCGACCUUAUGGUGAAAUUCAUGUAAGCCACAAAAAUAAGGCUCCAUUUUGCAAUUGGAAUCUUGAGGAACUAGCUUCUUCAAACUCUCUGGCAUUGAUUCAGUGCGUGAAAUUCGAAAAAGAAGAUUACCCAGGUUAUCACAAUAAGAGAGGGGAUGGUCCAAGAUGUGAUGAAGCCUUUCCCCUUGGUGACAGCAGUACCUUCAAAUUCAUAUUUGCCAAUGGUGGUAAGAAGGUGUCUAAAGCAUCCACAAGCCUGGGUUCAAUGUGUGAAGAAUCUCAGCACUUUCAAAACAUUCCAAAGCAAAUGCAACUGCGGCCAACUUCUUCUGAUUUGAACUAUUCUCGCAGAAAUCAUAUAAGGGAUCUUAUCUCAUUGCAUGGUGGAUCGCCUUCUACCAUCCCUAUUAGGAACCAAUACUCCUUAGAUGGAAACUUAAAUGCUGGGGUCCAAACGUAUCAAAGGAAUACUUACGGUAUAGCAAAUUCUUUUCCUGAAAGAAUGAGGUCCAAUUUUCAUGCGAAAUAUUAUGUUCCAGGGCGUGGUCUUGAAAGACAAAUUGUGGAGGUGCCAAGAACCUUGAAUGGUGACUUGUAUUAUCAGCAAGAGCUUCACCAUGCUAGCAUUUUGAGGUCACGUCUGCGUUGGGUGCUAGCAUGUCAAGCCAACCAGCUGAAUGAACCAAAUACUUAGGAAUUACAGCACUGGUAAAUACUAGAAUCCUUGUUUUUGUUGACAGUGUACAUCAGCACGCAAUGAUUAUAGCAAAAUGAAUGCCCCAGAUUUUCCUAGCACUAGAAGUUUCUCACCAACGGACCAAACCCCAGCCAUAGGUGUCCAUCGCGUCCUAUAGCUGGCAAGCUUUUGGCUUCUAAUUUUCAUUGACUUUAUAAGAUGUUGAGAUUGUUUUGUGUGUGCGCGCGCGCAAAACAUAAGAAAAUAUAUGUGCGAACUGAGAAAUACCCAUGUAUGAAAUUGUACCAAUUAUAAUGUGGGAGUGAGCUUUUCAUGUGUUUAUGAAG
This is a messenger RNA of Durio zibethinus, 1648 nucleotides long. RefSeq lists its product as uncharacterized. Gene Ontology annotation, molecular function: rRNA (uridine-N3-)-methyltransferase activity. Gene Ontology annotation, biological process: rRNA base methylation. Gene Ontology annotation, cellular component: cytoplasm. Lineage: Eukaryota; Viridiplantae; Streptophyta; Magnoliopsida; Malvales; Malvaceae. The record is from RefSeq and is a predicted model, not a curated record.